GGAGGGGGAGAAGGAGGGGGAGAGACAGGAGCAGAGCAAAGGCAAGUGAGCGGGGGCAGAGCAAAGCGAGCCAUGUGUGCGAGGCAGAAAGGAGACGGGGGUGAGCGCUGGUAAGCGAUCUAAGCGGAGCGCUGGCCGCCCAGAAUGGGACUGUUCGCGGACCGCUGCGGGCUUUCAGUCGGAGGAGUUACGAAUCGCUUCGGCCCCCUCGAGCGCAUCUGCUGAAAGCGGACAGGCGGACGGGGAGGGGGGGCAGGAGAAAAAGAGAGGAAUGGCCGAUCCUCUGCGGAGGACCAUACUAGCAAAACUCCGGGGGAAGAAAUCCAAGAAGGGGAGCGCAGUUGGCGGAUUCAGCCUUUCGGCUAACGGGGGCAGAGAAGGUAAAGACGAACUUUCGCCAAAACGAAAGGAGCAGAAGCAGCGAACAAUAAUUAUACCUGAGUUAAGUGAUAUGCCCGACACUAUGUGGGGUGAGGCGAGCGUUUUUUACGGGGGAUUUAAUAAUAGCGACAUGGGUUUAGUGCGUGAGAAUACAAUGAUUACCAAUGAAGUGUCCCAGUACGGGGCUUUCAUGGACAUUAGCUUCAGACUGGGGAAUGAUCGGGCCGGUGAAAACCUAAGAGUUAAUGAGGAGCUCCUGGGGGUCCGAGAUCAAAGGCAAACUUCGGCAAGGGAGAGCGUCAAAAAUGCGGCGGGGUUUAAUAGGCAGGAGCUUAAUUUCGCCGGACAAGUGCGACCCGAUUGCUUUGGGAGUCGGGGACAGAAUCAGCACGCUGUCCCCGUCCGAAAGUAUUCACUUGGGGACUCUAUAGGAUUUGGGACGUGUGAAAAAUUCACUGAAAACAGUAAAACUGUGCGUGCAGAUGUUAAAGUGACAGGCAGAGACGAAGCUUUUUCGAGGAAUAAAAGCUGUGAAGAUGAUUUACUGAUCCCCUGCCAGGGAAGGGGCUUUAUCGAUGCCUUUGUGGUGAGAAACAAUGCCGGUAUGCGGACAGACGAUGUUAAUAAUGAGACGCAGACCUGUCGGUUUCAGGCUCCUGGGGUGUAUCAGUUUGAUCGUGAUAAAGUAGAGGAACACAUUUUGAUAAGAAAUAUAGAAAGUUACGGGAGUUCACCUGAACCCACCAGGGAGAAUAAAAUAAGUUUUCAAAAUACUGCGUUUUUCCCCACCGAACUGGAGAUAUGCGAUGGGAACGAUCGUCCCCAGUGCGUUAGAGAUGGAGCCCAACGCCAUUCGUUAGACAGCGAAGACGACGAUUACUAUGAUAAUGAAAAUCUGCCUUUUUAUGAAUCUGACUCUCAAAACAUUGAAAUUAACGAUGGAAGAAGUUCUUGUCAGUCUGAAGUCAGAAACUGCGGCAGUGCACUAGAAACUGAUAGACUUACGAUCCAGUUGAAAGAAGCCUACAAUUUACUAAUAAAUGCAAUGCAGGAUAUUCGUUUUGAUUGUCCAGUAGUGGUCAAUGGAUUCGCUGGCCAGACGAGCGCCUCUAGUCACUCUCAGGACAGUGUUUGUUCACAGUCCUCUGCAAAGGUCAUAGAUAGUGACGCAUGGUCUUCCGGAAAAAACAGUCCUCAGCAGCUGUCAGACACAGAUUCUUUAAUACUGAAUUCAGUUAAAACUCACGAGCCGUGUUUCAAGAUUUCCCUAAUCAGCAAGAGCUAUGAGAGCUUCUCAGCUACAGAAACGAGGCCACUUCUUCAGAGGUCUGUAAGUGAUAGCGCAAUCGAGUACCCCGUAAGUCUGUCGUGCACCAAAAGCCUUGCUUCCCAAAUUUGUGUUAUCCGCGACUGUGAGGAAUUGGGCAUGGCGUCUACAAUGGAUGGACAUAAGGAAAAGUCAAUAUGUCAUAGCAGCAGACGUGAUUUAAGCAGGGCCCAGGGGGUCUCCGCUAAGCCCCACGGGGUGACAGUCAACAAGAUGCAGGAAUGGAUGCACAAAGGACGCAUGCUGUCCUCAGAGAUGAGGCAGCGCCUCACGGGUUCGUCCCCCUGUGUCCAUGGUGCCUCUAGUUCACAGUCUGGCCAGGGGUUUUCAAACAGGACAAAAUCCAGCACCCAGACGACCAGAAUGCAAGGCAGAAAAAGAGUACCACAGCAGUCAGCUCUCAUUGAAAAUGUCCACAGCUCCAUCACAGCCACCGUGGAGGUGAGACCGAAUGAGCCUCCGCUAAACACCAUCACUGUGUCCAAGAAACGUAACUGGCUGCAGCAGAGUUCAGUGAAGAGUGCUGCCACUGAGGAUAGCAUGCUGGGAGAGGAGGAUGUAGCCCGGGCGGCUAAAUCUGCUAGCACUUUAUCCGAGGCCCACAGGACAAGCCUCACAGCACCAUCACUGGGCCUCUGCAAACAGCCUUGUCUGCAGCCAGCUCACACCACGGUGAGCCAGGAUGCGAGCACCCCCCAGCCCAGGUCUGUAGACCCAGCUGAGGAGAACGAUGCAGAUGAUGAAGGAGAGAUCUGGUAUAACCCCAUUCCCGAGGAUGAGGAGCUGGACCUGUCCUGUGACCCGGCGGUACGGCCACAGGCACUCCCCGGGUCAGAACCGCAGGUCCCUCGAGGCACACCGAGUGGCGGGGAUGCGGGCAGGAUUCGGGGGCCAUCUCCGACCAGUCCGGAAGGCACAGAGGAGUGGCAGGGUGGCCUGGGAAGUGCGGCGGGUCACAUGAAUGCCGUACAUUCCAGUGAGCCUGCACAGCUGCACAGGCAGAUGUUUGUGUGCAAGGCAUCAGAAGAGAGGCCCACGGCCCGGAUCACAGCUCUAGAUACCACUGAAGGGUCCGGGUCUGGUUUUUCACCUCCGUCAAGCCCCAACCCCACAAAGAAGGGAGGUUCCAUCAACUGGUCUUUCCCAGAAAAGAUCAGGUCUCCACGCACAGUGAGGAAGCUCUCCAUAAGGAUGCGGAAGCUUCCAGAACUGAGCAGGAAGCUGAGUGUGAAGGGAGCCUCCACGGUAAACCAGGCAGAGUCACGACACCCGGGUCCCAAACUGAGCCAUGGCGUAGACCCUAGCCAGUGUCCCCCAUGCCGCCCAUCCAGGGGCGGCCAGACAGCAGCUAGCAGAAACGUCAUUUCCCGCUACCACUUAGACAGCAGUGUUUCCACGCAGAACAACUACAAAAAGAAGAGCAGUCAAGGCUCAAAGUCUGCCAGUAAAGGAGGGUACCUCAGUGAUGGUGACUCCCCGGAGCUGGUAGCCAAGUCGGGGAAACACGGUUGGGAAGGUAAAGGAGGGAAGAGCAAGGAGCCCCCAGCGAGCGGCACCUCGAAGCCGCACGGCUCCGAACUGGACAUUGACGCUUUCCGUCACUAUAGCUUUGUGGAUCAGCCGAAGUGCUCGCAGUACAUCUCAGGCCUUAUGAACCUGCACUUCUACGGGGCCGAGGACCUGAAACCACCCCGCAUGGAUUCUCGAGAAGUCUUCUGUGCCAUCCAAGUGGAUUGUGUCAACAAGGCCCGCACAGCCCUGCUUACCUGCAGAACCACCUUCCUGGACAUGGACCACACCUUCAACAUUGAGCUGGAGAAUGCUCAGCACCUCAAGCUGGUGGUGUUCAGCUGGGAGCCCACUCCACGCAGGAACCGAGCCUGUUGCCACGGCACCGUGGUGCUGCCCACACUCUUCAGGGUCAGCAAGGCCCACCAGCUAGCCGUCAAGCUGGAGCCGCGGGGCAUCAUCUAUGUGAAGCUCAACCUAAUGGAGCAGUGGCAGAACUCACUGGAUGGGCCUGACGACGGUGACCACGAGUCUCAGGUGUUCGGGGUGGAGGUGUGGAAGGUGGUGGAGCGGGAGAAUGUCGGACGCAUGGUACCCGUGCUAAUUGACAAGUGCAUCACAGAGAUCGAGAAGAGGGGGUGUCAGGUGGUGGGUCUCUAUCGCCUCUGUGGUUCGGCAGCGGUGAAGAAGGAGCUGCGUGAGGCCUUUGAGAGGGACAGCCGGCUUGUGGAACUUUCCGAGAACCUGUACCCUGACGUCAAUGUCAUCACAGGUGUUCUAAAGGAUUACCUGCGGGAGUUACCAUACCCCUUGAUAUCCAAGAAUUUGUAUGAAGCUGUUCUUGACUCUGUGGCUAAGAGGCCCCUGCGAAUCGGUGCCAAUGGGAACGAGAAUGACCACACAGACUCUGAGCACACUGUCGGUCUCCUGGAAAUCCUGCCUGAAGUCGAGAAGGCUACCUUACGGAGGCUGCUUGACCAUUUGAAGCUGGUGGCCUCUUACCACGAGGUGAACAAAAUGACCUGCCAGAAUCUGGCCGUGUGCUUCGGUCCGGUGCUUCUCAGCCAGAGGCAAGAGGCAUCCAGCCAUAGCAAGCGGGUUUUCAUUGACUCAGAGGAGCUGGCCAGUGCCCUGCACUUCAAGAAGCACAUCGAGGUGCUGCAUUACCUCCUUCAGCUAUGGCCAGUCAUGGACUCCCAAAGCACAGCGGCCUCUCCGGUGAAGGAGCCCUCAGUCGAGGUGGCUGUCGCCCCCCAGUACUUGCGCAGGCGCAGGGAGCGUCCACAGGUGCUAAAUGUGAGCGAAGAAGAGAUUGCGGGCGUGCUCCGGCCGAAACCUGGCCGCUUGGACAGUCCCAGCAACCGCUAUGCGGGCGACUGGAGCCGCUGUGGAGAGAGCUACCUGCAGCCGCUGAAAGAACCGGUCAGCGAGGAGGUCGACUAUGACGACGUGCCGUCGGAGGAUGUGGAGGACACAGGGGAUCAGCAAGAGAAGCCAGAACAGGCACCUCCAGCAGAAGAGGAGAAAGGCAGACGUCAGGCUGAAGAACAGGGCAAGGAUAGCAGCUCAGUGGAUGUCCAAGCAGAUGUUCCUACCGGUCCCGUUUUUACAACCCAGCAGCACCUAGUCAAAGAACACAGGUACCAGGCGUUUGUGAAGAUCCAGAACUUUACCCCAGUUCUAAGUAACAGGGUCAACCUCAAGGACCUGCAGGAGAGCAUUGACACCCUUAUCGGCAACUUGGAGAGGGAACUGAACAAAAACAGAAUAAGUGUCGGCUAGCAACGUUGCUAACCAGCAAACAAAUGCAUUGAAAUUGCAAGUUAAUGGCUCAGGGCUGGCCAUGACAGUGUUCUAAACUUCAGAGCAAGGGUGUAUCUGGAAGUUCCCUUCUUUUGUAGAACAUUCAUCCUUUGUGGUUUUCGUCUUCUGUUACCGGCACCCUGCAGUGCUUUCUUUUUAACAUUGCGAUCACUCCUCUUCAUCUUCUUCUUAUUAGAAGAAUUCAUUAACCCUAAGGGAUAUUAAAGGUGCCUUCAUUGUUAAAGGUUGUACAGGCUGAGACAUUUUUUUUUUCGAAAGAUGUACAGUUUAACGUAAACUGAUGCACUUAAAAAGCAGUCUUUGGGAGAGCAUGUUUAGAUGUAGUGAUCUUGAAAUAUUGUACAGGAUAAUGAACCUUCAGUACUAGGUUUUGGAGCUCGGCAAAUGACAAAUACCAGGGUACUCAUAAAUUAGUAAGUGUCCACUAGGUGCUCAUACAUACUAUUCUGUUUUAAAAGCUAACGAUACAUAUUCUACAACUAAAUUUUUCUUUAUAUUACUGUACAAAAUAUAGUUUUGUACUAUUUUCUAACUGUAUAUUUUUGAUAUAUCAUAAAAUAUCAGACCAAAUUACUGUUUCUAAAAAAUAAGUUCACAUUUCGUAGAAAAAAUUAUUUUGAUAAAGACCUCAUUUAUAAGAAUUAUAAUAGUAAGCUUGGUACCUAAUGAAUGAAAGUUAUCCAGGGAUAAAGAGUUAUCAGUAUUGUUCAUAAAGAGACAUGCAUACAUCUGGGAUGUACAUUAUUUAACGUUAUUACCAUAAUAUAAUUUCUAUCAUUGGAAUGUUUAUAUAUAUAUUGCUUAAUAAAAAAUACGCCCCUUUAUUUUACUACAUCAAAAAUAGAAAUUUGUACAGUCUAACAUUAUCCUGAACAGUAAUGAGGGUUAUUUUAUGUGUAUAAAAAAAUAUAUCGUGAAGGGACAUCGUGUUUGUAUAAAUUGAGGCAAAUCAGAGAGUUUCGCAUCAUGUCACAUGUGUGUUCUGGAAUAACUUUGAAAUAGAUGUGUAUUACGUAUAUUCAUGUAAAAUAAUUGGCAGCUUUUUUUAUUAUAUAUUCACAAUACCUUCCAGCUCAUCUUAUAGAACGUGUAAGAGCACAUUUCCAAUACACCCUGAUUAAAUAUACGUUCUGCAUAUUUGCGGUGGGGUAUGGUGCGCUCACACCGGUACGGCUGGGCUUUUGCAGGUUUACUCCAGGUAUUCUGCUUUUUAUCGCACAGUACAAAGACAUGCCGUUAGGUGACUCGGUGUCUCUAAAUCGCCUGUACUGCGUGUGCCCUUUUAUGGAUUGCAUCCCAUCAGAAACCAAGCUCUGACCCUGUACUGGACAAAAAGUCAUAAAAGUCAUGGAUAUUUAUACUACGACUACUGGCAUUCCUGUGCUGUGUCCUCUGGAAAUAGUCCUGAUGUAUAAGUGCUGUUUGGUUCUUCUGGUUCAGAGGAGUUUACAAGGAGCACUUCCAUCUGCAAUGUGCCCAUCUGUAGCAAGCAAGCCGCAAGACAUUCAAAGCCAUGGGUCAUGAAGCUACUCCUAGCCAUAGCCCAUGAUUAAGAGCAACUGACCUGUAACUUAACUUCAGUAAGAGAAGCACCGUCACUCUAUUGUGGGUUCCAGCUCAGACUCUGCAUUGUGUAGAUGGAAAGUUUCCCAGUAAAUCUAUAUUACCAGACAUUUGAAUAAAUGUAUGAGUAAAGGUCAUCAUGCAUUCAACCACGCACAUAUCAUGUUACUCUUGCAAGACUCAAAAACUCUAAUUGAGUCAGCAGUGAGAUUAGACGUUAAACCUUAUUCAUGUAUGGAUUUUUAAAAAGACAUUAUAUCAUUUCAAAUUCGUUAUCCUAUUGACGGGUAAUUUUGGUAACGUUGAGUUUUUUUUUUCUUUUCAGAAUUUACAUGUAUUUCUUAAAUGGAAUUUUGACAGUGCAUGAGUGCAUCUGGCAUGUAUCCUGCCUUCAAUUUAUGCUUCUCCGUGAUAGACUAUGGAUUGCUGUACUCCCAUUUUGGAUAAGCAUACAAACUGUGUCAAAUGGCUAAAAUUUUGGUAAUUGAAGUUAAAAGUACAUUCCAUAAAAAUGUGUAUGUAUGUGUAUGUCUUUGCAGUAUGUUGCUGUUUCUUUGACAAUUUCAAUGUAUGUGUAUUUAAAGCUUAUUAAUUACCUUGUAGUAUCACUAUAAGUAAUAGUCUUUCUUAUAAUAUAUUGCUUUGUAUAAAGAUGUAAUAUGUUUUGAAGUUAUAUAUUGAUACUAAAGAAACAUUUCUAGUUGCAAAACAUAAUUACAUAUGGAUGCAUACAGAUGUUACUAUUUUUAUCAUGUUUUAUAUGUUUAUAUAUUUUAAUCACUGUUGAUACGAAGUGGGAAUUUGUGUAUUAUAAUAAUAUUUCAUGAUCAAAAACCUUUCAUCCAAAAUGGAUCAUUUUCAUCCUCUGCUGCCCAGUGUGUGUUUAGAUGUGUUAUUUGAAUUACCUCAGCAGCUUCCCACAAAUGUGGGAAAAAAAUUUACAUCAGCGUAUGGAUUCAUAUUUCAGACACGACGGUUUAACAGCUGUUAAUGUCAUGAACGAAUGAAGCGAGCGUCUGAGUGCAUUUCCCUCUCUACACUGUCUAAAACGUGAGCCGGUUCCACUUCUUACACAAGACCCUUAGCAACUAAUUGUGAAAACCUAACAGCUUUUGCAUUUUUAUGUUUUUAAAUAGCAUGCGUCUAUUCAUGCAUGUACUGUUCCAAAAUUGUUUCAUGUUUUUAAGAUUUCAAAAGACACCUAAAUUUAUGAAGUCAACUAGGACAAAUUGAGACAUUUCUUUGGAGAGAAACGUAAAUUAAAAUGGGGACAUAUAUGCGUUCUGCAAAGUUAUUUUUUGUACAUACAUUGAUUCUCUAUGGUAUUAUCAUCUUCGAUACUCCUUUCUUCUAGGAAUGUACGAUGUCGCUUUGCGAUAUGUGAAAUAUCCACGAGUGAUAUUGUGUUAUUUAUAAAACAAAAUUAAAUGACCAAAAAUAAAUAGCCAAAUAGAACUUA
Messenger RNA from Brienomyrus brachyistius, 8063 nucleotides. Its product is annotated as rho GTPase-activating protein SYDE2-like. The coding region runs from base 272 to 4999 and encodes 1575 amino acids. Lineage: Eukaryota; Metazoa; Chordata; Actinopteri; Osteoglossiformes; Mormyridae. The transcript has 7 exons. The record is from RefSeq and is a predicted model, not a curated record. Gene Ontology annotation, biological process: signal transduction.